Folsomia candida is the source of this 1900-nucleotide messenger RNA. Its product is annotated as SEC14-like protein 2. The record is from RefSeq and is a predicted model, not a curated record. Gene Ontology annotation, cellular component: cytoplasm. Bases 724 to 1527 code for a protein of 267 amino acids. NCBI's taxonomy places the organism in Eukaryota, Metazoa, Arthropoda, Collembola, Entomobryomorpha, Isotomidae. The transcript is spliced from 8 exons.
UGCGAGAGAGGACAUUGUGAUUCCGAAGGUGACUUUACACACAACAACCUGUCCUCCUCUCAUUAAACGACGGACGACUCGACCACGAUCCACAAGAAAUACUUAACAGAUAAGUUAUCCAUCCAGUUUGUGCAUACAUAUUUUCUCCAUAAAAAACCGUACCCGGACCACUACAGGCUUGUCGGAUGCCUUAAUUGCAUACCGCAAUGGUACCAGUCUUACCAGAGAGAUUUUAUCGGAGGAACGAGACAGUCGAUUUGGCUGUGUGAUAUUUUUUUAAAGUGCAGAAUAAAAAAUUAAUCUUUUAACAAAGUUUUUCCAUUCUGCCAAAAAAAGUGAAGCAAUCGACUUGCCGGCUUGAUAAUUUUUAAAAAAAGGAGGAAUAUUACAAAGAUAUUGUAAUUUGAUUUUAUUCUUUUAACAAUUUUUGUUUGUUUUUGCACUCAGCCAAAAAAAGUGAUCUCGAAGCGAGUAAAUAAAUUGCAUAGGUCACGGACGGACGACAGUGGGGCAAGUUGAAGGUGGUAUUUUUAUGUAGCAGAGUUAAUCGUGGUGUGAAAAGUAACGCAUUUUUUAACAAAAGUUCAUGUCUUCUUCUUCUCAUUCAAAAAGUGAAGAAGGAAAUUAGAAAAGUUUACGAAGAGUGGAGGAGUUGUUUAGUCGUCAGUAUUAAAUAUUUUGAAGUUGAGGUGGUUGAUUCAGUGCAGUACAGUGAUCGAAGCCAUGGCGAAGCCGUCACCCCAUGAACUUGAAAUCAUAGGAGAGGUUCGAGAAAGGAUUUCCGACCUGCGUUUAAGCGACGAGUAUUUGCAACCGAAGAAUUUGGUGAGAUUUGUGCGAGCUCGGAAUGAACAAUUAGACCAAAUUGAGGACAUGAUUCGUAAGAAUGCGUGCUACCACGACACCUACGACACGGAGAUAAUAAUGAGAUGGGUACCACUCAACAGUAUUGUUGAGGGAUUUCCGUACCGCAUUGUGGGCUUCGAUAACCUCGGAGGUCUUGUGAUAGUAUUUCCAGUGGGGACCUGGGUGACUGCAGCGGUUUCUGGGAAACGGGAGGAAUUCACACGAUGGGCGAUUCAAGUUUUAGAAAAGACGUGGGCCUUGAUGCGUUUUAAUUCCAAGGGAAAAGACUAUAUCCCACAAUUUUGCGCCAUCAUUGACCUCGAAGGCUUUGGGUGGAGACAUUUGACGUGUUAUGACGCGAUUCAGGGGUUUCUUAAUAUGUUCAAAGUCUUUGAGGCCAACUAUCCAGACACGUUGAGGUCGGCGUUUAUCAUAAAUGAAAUGCCGAUUUUUGGAACGUUUUGGCGACUCUUGCGACCCAUCAUAUCGGAUGUGACGCAUGCUAAAAUCUCAUUUUUGGGGUCAGACAAGAGCCUCUGGGCAAAGUCGAUAGGUCAAUUGGCAAAACGGGAUCAGUUUCCGGAGAAAUAUGGGGGAGACCAACCACCAAAUUAUACUGUAAAUCUGGAUGAGAUUGGACUGAACGAAUUUAUCUUUCAAAAUGGAAAUGGGGAAUUUUAAUCGACUCUUGCUCAGCUUUGAUUUAAUUUAUUAGGUCUCAUUUUAAACUUUGGAAGUAUUUUCUCAUUUUCGUAAUAUAUAAUUUGAUUUUAAUGAUUUUUUGCUCAAUUUUAAUGUUCCAUGUUGAAAAUAAGUUCGUCAUAAAUAUUUUAGUGUUGCGAAAUCUGAUCAUUGUAGUAAAGAUGAAGCCCAAAUUAUUAAUAUUUUAAAUAUGAAGACUGGAAUUUUGAACAUCAUAUUUUAUUUAAAUGCAAGAUAUUUUGCAAUUUUGACUACUGGAAUACAACUCAAUUAAAGUAUUAAAAAAUAACAUAAAACUUGUUUACGUGUAAUUGUAAUAAAUAUGAAAAUAAAUAUUUCUCUGGUGCGGAAA